ACAAUCCCUAAAGAGAACGGCAGCUGUCAAAUUUAUUAGUAUAAGCCAUGGGGGAUGUUCCAUUCUCUCAUUGAUUAUACAUGUACUACUAAUUAUCUCGUCUCGAUCCCCACCAAAUAUAGUGUACAAUCCCUAAUAUGGCGGCCAUUGUCCAUUCCCAUGGUUUAUGAUUAUCUUCACCCCCGUUAUAUGCGGUAUUGUACAGUCCCCUGUGACAAUUUUUUUGCUCCAUUCCCCACAAAUUGUGCCACAACCAACUCCAGCGACGUGAUUUCAGCCUGGGUAUUGUCCUAGCAGAUGGGAAGGGGAAAACAUUGCGUUGUUUUUCUCUUUUGGGACUCUGAAAUUCGAAAAACUCCCCAGCAUAGAGGACUACUUUCUUCUGCCUUGCUUUCUACUAAAUGGCUGACCUGGGGGACCUGAGCCUCCGUGACGUCAUUAGCGCGGUCCUCCCUGCCCAGGGCCUCCUCAGCUGAAGACGUAAGCGAUGACGUUGUUCCUCUAGCUGCAGCCUACAGAGCUGAGGAGGGGCGCGGAGCUGAGCUGUCAGGGUUUCAGUCGUUUUUAGAUCAAAGUAACCACAGCGACAUAGUCCUUCGUAUCCAUUACCCAACCGAGUCCGAGCAGUAAGGAUCCAGGAGGCUGGGUGAACAUCGGCACAAAAGCGGGCAGGUUCGCCUUCAGCACGUUCAGACGACAGAUGGAUCCAGAGGCAGCGCAGACGACAGUGAGAGGGCCCCUCAUGCCAGGUGCGCUCCGUAACUGGUCCGCCAACGCCAGCGAUGACAUUUCCUCCAGUUCCCUGCCCUACGGACCAGACGACCUGCACCCUUCCACCCUGGUGGCCAGCACCUUUCUCCUGGUGGCCGUCUUUCUGGUAGGGACCGUGGGCAACACCGUCAUCUUCCUGUCGGCCUUCCAGAGCUGGGGAAAGAAGCUGCGCACAGGCUUCGACCUGCUCAUCUUCGACCUGACCGUUUGUGACUUUAUCGCCUGUGCCGUGGUGACUCCCGCCUUCACCGUCUGCCUGUUCCGUGACCCGGCGCCCAGCCUGGCCAAACCCUUUUGUAACGUGUUUGUAUUCUUCAGCACCACCUGCACAUUCAUGUCCCUCUCUACACUGGUGGCCAUUGCACUGCACAGACUCACCAUGGUCAAGUCGCAGGCCAAGCGGCCUAUCUCCUGGCGAGGCGCCGUCCUGGUGCUGGCCGGGUACCAGCGGACAACUCGGCUGGAGGCGAUCGGGGACGGAGAUCUUGAACUGAAUCGAAACAAAUCCUCGCACCAGGAUCGGAUGGGCAUGGACGAUGUUCCGGAGCCCAGCCGGGUUGACCGUGCUGUGGGGCCGAGCUACACACACGGGCGGUCCCAGAGAACACCGUGUGGUGCCAGGCUGACGGGCAGGCUUCGCCCAAGAUGGGAGAUCUCCACGGACUUAAAACGGUCCAUCUCGAAGUCUAGAAGGGACUCUUAUAUCGUGCCAACCGACAGUAGGGCAGACGGGCCCACCCAGCUGGGCUAGGACCGACAUUAGGGCAGACUGCGGACCCUACGAGGAAGGAGGGAAGGAAAAUCAGAAGGGCAGACAGGCCCUCCCAGCUAAUUAAAAGAGUCGUUCGGGACUGGAUGUUACGUAUUCGCCAUAUUGACAUG
Molecule: messenger RNA, 1653 nt
Organism: Branchiostoma belcheri (Belcher's lancelet)
Lineage: Eukaryota; Metazoa; Chordata; Leptocardii; Amphioxiformes; Branchiostomatidae
Product: probable G-protein coupled receptor 75
Exons: 3
Coding region: 701-1522 (273 amino acids)
Biological process (GO): G protein-coupled receptor signaling pathway
Cellular component (GO): membrane
Molecular function (GO): G protein-coupled receptor activity
Source: RefSeq, a predicted model, not a curated record